Messenger RNA from Nipponia nippon (crested ibis), 1560 nucleotides. RefSeq names its product solute carrier family 37 member 4 (gene SLC37A4). Gene Ontology annotation, molecular function: glucose 6-phosphate:phosphate antiporter activity. Gene Ontology annotation, biological process: glucose-6-phosphate transport; phosphate ion transmembrane transport. NCBI's taxonomy places the organism in Eukaryota, Metazoa, Chordata, Aves, Pelecaniformes, Threskiornithidae. The record is from RefSeq and is a predicted model, not a curated record. Gene Ontology annotation, cellular component: endoplasmic reticulum membrane.
CGGGUACGGGCGGUACCGGGCCGUGAUCUUCGGAGCCAUGUUCGUCGGGUACACGCUGUACUACUUCAACCGCAAAACCUUCUCGUUCGUCAUGCCCGCCGUCAUGGCCGAGGUGCCGCUGGGGAAGGACGACCUGGGUCUCAUCACCAGCAGCCAGUCCGCAGCCUACGCCAUCAGCAAGUUCGUCAGCGGCGUCCUCUCCGACCAGAUGAGCGCCCGCUGGCUCUUCUCCUCCGGCCUGCUGAUGGUGGGCUUGGUCAACGUGGUCUUCUCCUGGAGCUCCACCGUCACGGCCUUUGCUGGGCUCUGGUUCCUCAACGGCUUGGCCCAGGGACUGGGCUGGCCACCCUGCGGGAAGAUACUGCGAAAAUGGUUUGAGCCUUCCCAGUUUGGGACUUGGUGGGCAGUCCUGUCUACAAGCAUGAACUUGGCUGGAGGCUUAGGCCCCAUUGUCGCUGCUCUCGUGUCUCUGAACUACGACUGGCGCAUGACUUUGUCCUUCUCUGGCUUCAUCUGCGUGGUUGUCUCUUUUGUUUGCCUUGUCCUGAUUAAAAACGAGCCGUCGGAUGUUGGGCUACCCAACGUUGAACAAGGACCCAAGAAAGGGAAGAAAGCUUCCUCCAGCGACAAUAGUACUUUGACAGAGCUGCUGCUCUCACCGUACCUCUGGGUGCUCUCAACAGGCUACCUGGUCGUUUUUGGAGUGAAAACGUGCUGUACUGACUGGGGACAGCUUUUCCUGAUCCAGGAGAGGGGACAGUCCGUGCUUGUGGGUAGUUCCUACAUGAGUGCCUUGGAGAUUGGGGGUCUGGUGGGAAGCAUUGCUGCUGGAUACCUUUCUGACAGAGCGGUAGCAAGAGUGGGUCUGUCAAGCUACGGGAAUCCUCGGCACGCGCUGCUGCUUUCCAUGAUGGCCGGGAUGUGCGUGUCCAUGUUUCUCUUCCGCGUCACGGUCACGGGCGAUUCUCCCAAGGAAAAUCACUUCUGGACUGUAGCCUUGCAACCUCUAGCUGAUCUUACAGGCCUAAAAGAACAUGAGCUGUGGAUCCUGACUCUGGGAGCUGUGUUUGGGUUCUCCUCAUACGGGCCGAUCGCCCUGUUUGGGGUUAUAGCCAACGAAAGUGCCCCUGCCAACCUGUGUGGCACCUCCCACGCCAUAGUGGCCCUCAUGGCCAACGUUGGGGGUUUUCUGGCUGGACUACCCUUCAGUACCAUUGCCAAGCACUACAGCUGGGCCACAGCCUUCUGGGUAGCCGAAAUCACCUGUACCAGUAGCACGGUGGCUUUCUUCUUACUGCGGAACAUCCGCACCAAGAUGGGCCGGAUUCCCAGGAAGGCUGACUGAGGAUAAGCCGCUUGGUGAAAAGGAUGCUCCCACACCACCGUGAACAAUGCUCAGUUUUUGUUUAACUGGCCUAGGAGCGAGUUUACCUAUUGCUGCAACCUAGAUAAAAAUGUCUCAAUUUCUCGUCCACUGUCACGUGCCUGAGGGCACAAGGUUCCUGCUACCGAUCACUUUUUCCCUCGAGAUGUGAUAAUUCAGCUAGUUUACAUUUGCAA